UCAUUAGAACAUUGCUCUCUGCUUUGGCCCCAAUUGAUGAGAGCGUUAUUCAGCUCACACCAAAUUAUACUUCCUUACACAUUUAUUUAAUUUAAACAGGAAUUAAGUUGAUAUCUUUUUUGUUUUCUGUAUUUCAAAUCAGAAGAACUGGGCGGAGCUUUUGGCGCGAGGACGCUUGUUUUUCUUUUUGUUGUGUUUUUUUUUUUUUUAAGUGAACCAUGCUAGCGUUGCUAGCUAAUUAGCCUUCGUGUCGUUGCCUGCUCUGUCGCCCGGGACAUUAAUGCCAUCAGCCAGGAACUCAGGUCACAUCAUGAGCGGGACGAGCUGCAAAGCUAACAGCGCCGUGUACCCCGCUUCAUCCGCGAUGAUGAACUCGGUGAAGAAGCCGAAGAUGGAGCAGAUCCAGGCCGACCAUGAGCUCUUCUUACAGGCCUUUGAAAAACCUACUCAGAUAUACAGAUUCCUGCGUACAAGGAACAUCAUUGCACCCAUAUUUUUGCACAGGACCCUCACCUUCAUGUCUCACCGAAAUAAUCGCACAAAUGCCAGAAGGAAAACAUUCAAAGUGGAUGAUAUGUUAAAGACGGUAGAGAAAAUGAAGACAGAGCAGGAUUCUCCAAGCUUGUCUUCACAUCUACAGUUAACGUUCACCGGGUUCUUCCAUAAGGAUGAAAAGCCAUCUCAGAACUCAGAAAAUGAGCAACAUUCUGUGUCUCUAGAGGUGCUACUUGUCAAAGUCUGCCAUAAAAAACGAAAGGAUGUCAGCUGCCCUAUAAAACAAGUGCCUACCGGUAAAAAGCAGGUGCCUUUGAAUCCUGACUCUAAGCAGACCAAGCUGGGCUCCUGCCCCUCUUUACUGGUCCCCAGCAAUGAGUUUGAGCCCAGCAACAGUCACAUGGUGAAGUCCUACUCGCUCCUCUUCAGGGUGUCACGCACUGGGAGAAGCGGCCUGGUCAACGGGGAGGUCAAUGAGAACAUAGAUGUAACAGAAACUCAUAGUAGAAAAAAAAGAAGUUCAGCCCACAGAGAGGAGGCAGGGACCACAGAGACCUACAUCGCACAGAUGACAGUUUUUGAUAAAAAUCGGAGGCUGCAGCUGCUGGAUGGCGAGUACGAAGUGUCAAUGCAAGGGUUGGAUGAAAGUCCUGUGAGCAAAAAACGAGCCACAUGGGAAACAAUCCUUGAUGGCAAGAGAAUCCCACCAUUUGAGACGUUUUCUCAGGGACCAACACUGCAGUUUACACUGCGUUGGACAGGUGAUGCCAGUGCGAAGUCCACCGCCCCGGUAGCCAAGCCUCUUGCAACUCGCAACUCAGAAACCACCAGCCCAAUGGAGACCCGGACCAGCCACCACCGCGCAGCCCUUAUGAAGAAACAUUCAACAGAGAUCAACUCAUGUAGCACACAACUAAAGUCAGUGAAAGAGUCAGUCAGCACAGACACUCAGACGAGGAAAGAGCAGGUCUCGUCUGAGCCGCGGCAGAAGCUCCGUAUAUUUUAUCAGUUCCUCUACAACAAUAACACACGGCAGCAGACUGAGGCCAGAGAUGAUCUCCACUGUCCCUGGUGUACUCUGAACUGCAGUAAACUCUACAGCCUGCUAAAACACCUCAAGCUCUCCCACUCGCGCUUCAUUUUCAACUAUGUGCCUCACCCUAAAGGAGCGAGGAUAGACGUGUCCAUCAAUGAAUGCUAUGAUGGCUCCUAUGUUGGCAACCCUCAGGACAUCCACAGCCAGCCCGGCUUUGCUUUUAGCCGAAAUGGACCAGUCAAAAGAACCGCGGUUACUCACAUACUGGUUUCCAGGCCCAAAAGGACCAAACCAAGUUUGUCUGAGUUCUUGGAGUCUGAGGAUGGAGAGCUGGAGCAGCAGAGGACCUACGUCAGUGGACACAACAGGCUCUACUUCCACAGCGACAGCUGCAUGCCCCUGCGGCCUCAAGAGAUGGACGUGGACAGCGAGGACGAGAGGGACCCAGAGUGGCUCAGAGAGAAGACCGCCACGAUGGAUUUUGUGCCCCCUUCACUGACUUUGGGCCCAAUUAGGGUUUGCAUUCCACAGUUUGAGAUCCAGCUGCAAAAUGAAUGUAUGGGAACUGAAUUCAAAUGUUCCAAUGCUAGCUCUAUAAACCGUUUGGAAGACUUACUUUUUCCUCUUUUUCUUUUUUUCCCAUCUAGCUUUAUAGCGGACAACCAGAUGCCUCAAGCCGUCAUGCUUUUCGUUGAGAAGUGCGGUGCUCACAUCAUCCGUCGCAACCUUUGCCGCAACUUCCUCUUGCACUUGGUCAGCAUGCACGACUUCAACCUGGUGGUUACAAAAGACAUCGACGACGCCAUGAUAGCCCUGCGAAAAAUUCAAGAUUCGCUGCCGGACACCAAGGAGGAGCAGCAGGACGACAUGUUGGGAUCAGUGGGAGUCUACAACAGCAGCACAGUCACAUCCAGCGGAGGGAAGCAGGGCAAGAGGACAAAAAGUGCUCUGACAGACUGAUGGCAGUGUGGAUAUGACCUGAGGGUUUAUGGUUUUUAUAUUCUGGUAAAUUAAGGAACUUUUCCAACCCUUUGGUGCUUACACAUGAUAACAAACUGGUAGUCAGAGGAUGUGAACUGACCAGGGCUGAGGCUGAACAGGUUUCUGAAACUUGUGAACUGAACCAAAUAUGUAAAAUAUGACAGUGAAUCACCCAGGUCUGCUCAAACCCAGAGAUUCAGGACCCAAGACGAGCCUUUUACCUUUCAUUACAUAGGAGCCACAAAGGUCCCUAUUCAUUGAUGGGAGAAAGAACAGUGUCUUCUCUUGUGGCAGAACUGUUUCCACCAAGUAGUGGAGGAUUGUAUGAAGGCUACAGGUAGAAGUGUACUGAGAACGUUGUCAACGUUUGUACAAAAAAUGUAACAAUGUUUAUAACUGAGGGGAUUAUUUUAGCACUUGGUUUUAUUUAGAAAGUUUAAUCUGAACUUUAAACAGUAAUGCGCCACAUCCAGUUUUGAGAAUGGUGGACAAAUUGGCCGUGGAUCGAGUGUAAUUUAAAUGGUCUAAACGGAUAAACGUGGCCUAUGGAAGAAAAUCAGUUUUCUAUGUUAAAGCCUGGAAUGAAUCCUGCAUAGCUUGUGUUUGGGAUCCCGACGUUGUUAAUGUCGGCAAGUUAUUAUGAAAAAAGUGUUUGUAGUAUGAGCUUCGAUCAUUAACCUGGCAAAUCUGAUCAAUGCAAAUUUGGUUUUCAUCCCUAUUAAGUGUUUUUGUCAAAAAGAAUGCAUUGGAGUAUUUUUUGUUUCCUAGAAACCAGCAGCACAUUACUCUGUUGCAUGUUCAGUGAGUAGUAUCAAUAAUAGCAUUCUUGGUUUUCUCACGUCAGCUUCUGCAUCGUUUCCUAUUUUAAUUCACUAUUGAUUUAAAAGGCAUCAUCUGUAGCGGAGUUAAAUAAUGUAUUCAUGUAAUCACACGAGCAGUUUUUAGGUGUGUCCUUUUCCUGGUGUAGUUACAAACAGGUUCUCUCUAAUAGCAGUAGGCUAUUUAUUUUAAUGGUUGGAAGUUGUUAGAUACAGUUUAUACCAAAGGGGAGUGCUUUCAUCAUUUUCUUUUUCAUUUUAAUUACAUCAAACCUUUCUUCAUCAAAAAAA
Cyprinodon variegatus (sheepshead minnow) is the source of this 3621-nucleotide messenger RNA. RefSeq names its product polycomb protein suz12-B-like (gene suz12b). Lineage: Eukaryota; Metazoa; Chordata; Actinopteri; Cyprinodontiformes; Cyprinodontidae. Gene Ontology annotation, molecular function: chromatin DNA binding. The transcript is spliced from 17 exons. The record is from RefSeq and is a predicted model, not a curated record. Gene Ontology annotation, cellular component: nucleus; ESC/E(Z) complex. The coding region runs from base 281 to 2491 and encodes 736 amino acids.